CAGUGUAGGAGCAUGACGUUGAAGAGGAGACGCCAUUAGACGGCGAGAGAGUUAGUGGACAAUACUGUUAGCCAGCUGUUCAAGUCGUACUAUUAACGUUGUCCAGAGGGAUUACUUUCCCCAAUUGUAUAUUCAUUAAUCAAUUGUAUUAGUUGUGUUAACUUAUGUGACCUGCAUGAUUCGGUUCUAAGUGGGCUACGUCUGUUCUUAAGGAAGGAUUUCGCGAUGGCGGCCAGUGGAGCGGGCGGCAGUAGCAAAACCUAUUCUUUCAAGGUGGUUUUGUUGGGCGAGGGUUGUGUUGGGAAAACGUCACUUGUCCUGCGAUAUUGCGAAAACAAAUUCAACGACAAACACAUCACCACACUGCAGGCAUCCUUCCUUACAAAGAAGUUAAACAUUGCAGGCAAAAGAGUGAACCUGGCAAUAUGGGACACGGCAGGCCAGGAGAGAUUCCACGCACUCGGCCCCAUCUACUACAGAGACUCGAACGGAGCCAUUUUAGUGUACGACGUCACCGACGAGGACUCCUUCCAGAAGGUGAAGAACUGGGUGAAAGAAUUGCGAAAAAUGUUGGGAAAUGAGAUCUGUUUAUGUAUAGUAGGUAACAAAAUAGACCUGGAGAAGGAUAGAAAUGUUUCGGUGCAAGAAGCAGAACAGUAUGCAGAGUCCGUUGGGGCCAAACACUACCACACUUCAGCCAAAUUAAACAAAGGCAUCGAAGAGCUAUUUCUGGACCUUUGUAAAAGAAUGAUGGAGACUGCGCAGGUGGACGAGAGGGCGAAGGGAAACGGGGCGAGCCAAGCGGGGAUGUCGAGACGGGGGGUGCAGAUCGUAGACGACGAGCCCCAGGCUGCCACGGUUGCGGGGGGGUGCUGCUCUUCUGCCUAGGACCCCCCCCCCACCCCCGUCAGGACUGUGGAAUCUUGAGACUGCCAUUACCCCCCCCCCCCCCCCCCACCCCCCAAUUAUCACAUCCCACUCCAUGGAAUAAUGCACUCAACGGCAUUCCUGAGUUAAACCCAUUUGCAACACGGAAGAGACUUCUGAGACGAGUGCGGAACGCGAGGACUGAGGCGACUGGCGGAAAGAACAGCGGUUCGGUAUUGCUCGGCUAAACGUAGUGAGCGAGUGCCUACCACCUCAUAAAAAAAACCCCACUUGUUUUUUUUUAAUUUUAUUCUUGACUUGGGUAAUGCACAUGUUGUACUGAAUUCUAGAAAAGGCCUGAUUUUUGUUUUACUUAAAAAAAAGAAAAAAAAAAAAAGAAAAAAACAAAUCUUUAUUAUUUAAUAACUUAUGUAUAUGUUCUGUGGAAAUGAGCAGUCCUUUGUAUCCUGGGGAAAUUGUGAAAGCUCUUCAAGCUCCAGCUUCUGUUUUAAAUUUGGCAGAUAUAAUAUUUUUGCAGGUUUUUUUUUAUUUUAUUGUUUUUUUUUUUUUUUGCACUGGCCCAUUAAUACAAAUGAUGCUUUUGGCCUACUGUACUUUACCCUGUUUGCCAAGUCGGUAUAUAAAUCAAAACCACAGCAAAAAACAAAAUGCAAAAAAAACAAACAAAAAAAGAAAACAUUGUACAGUACUUACUGGAUAUUUUAUCAGCUUUGGGGAAUAUACGCAGGUGUAGAGAAGUGUACAUUAGUCUUGUUGAUGAUUGUAAAAUGAAAAUAACAGUUCUCGGUGAAAGCACACUUUUUGGAAUUGUAAUUUUUUUUAAACUGCUAGUACCAUACGUGUUUUGUAAUUGAACAAUUAUAAUUAUUUACUAUG
Conger conger (European conger) is the source of this 1764-nucleotide messenger RNA. Its product is annotated as ras-related protein Rab-21. Gene Ontology annotation, molecular function: GTPase activity; GTP binding. The transcript is spliced from 7 exons. The coding region runs from base 226 to 888 and encodes 220 amino acids. The record is from RefSeq and is a predicted model, not a curated record. Gene Ontology annotation, biological process: Rab protein signal transduction. NCBI's taxonomy places the organism in Eukaryota, Metazoa, Chordata, Actinopteri, Anguilliformes, Congridae.